AUGGAAGAAGAAAUUCGCGUACAAGUACAAGACCGUCACUCGAUAGAACAAGUUUUACGUCCGAUAGCGUAUUUCUCCUGGCUUCUAGGCGUUGGUGUGGCAUGUCCGCGAAAAUGUCCCAAAGCCGUUACGGUAAUUCUACGGACGCUUCACUUCGGGGUGUGUUCCGUUAUCGUGGUGUACGGCGCGAUAGAUUUCUUCACCUUCGGCAGUGUCUUCAAGAGCGACAUAUUCAAGAUCAUGUACUAUACGAACAAGGUGGUGUGUUACGUGGCCGCGUAUUAUUACGUUCUUCACGGCAUCGGGCGUUACAACACGUGGCCGGAGUUGAUGAGCAGACUGAAGAGCCUCGAUGAGAAGAUCAGAAGAGAAACGGAUCUGAACGAUCGACCCGUAAAAAUUGUUCAAGUACUGGCCGUCCUCACGACUCUCACUUGCGGCCCUUUGUUUCUAAUUAUACACUCUUUGUAUUAUUACUUCACGUGUCCCGAUGAUAUCUUCGCAUCCGAUUUGCUGCUUUAUUACACGAUAGCUCAGUCCUUGAUCAAUAGCUUCGUCUUUGAUGUUGUCAUCUAUGUGUUGUAUCACAGAUUCGAGACGAUAAACGAAUUGAUUGGACAAUUGGACGAGAGAUUCGACGCCCCGUGGAUAGCGCACAAACUUAGACGCAUCAGGGAGUUACAUAUCGGAAUCUGCGACGUGAUCACAAUGGUAAACGAUAUUUACGGUUUUCAUCUUCUCUUUUGUUCGGCUAACUGCUUCACCAUGGUUGUGGCCACGCUGUUUAGAAUUUACAUGAGCGUUGUUGAGAAAAACUACGCGUUUAUGCUGAUAAAUAAUAUUCUUUGGAUUCUGUACACCGCGCAAUUCGGCCUGAUGUGUUGGGUUUGUACACUCGCGCGUCGCGAAUCCGAUAACACCGGAAUAAUCAUAUACGGAAUUGUGUUAAAUUGGAAAUCUGCGUGUCUUGGAAAACGAAAUAGCGUCAAGUAUCAACAAAAUCUAGAAUUGUCACUGAACAGCGAGCAAAAUUCUAAUCGAAGUAGCGGCUACAAUCUAAGUUACGUCGUUAUGGAAAACUUAUUACGCAAAAACUUAAACCGAGAUUGCGUCAGAAAGGAAGUCAAUGAUUUUUCGAUUCAGCUUCAACAGCAUCGCGUGGCAUUUACGGCUCGUGAUCUUUUCGAAAUGAACAAUGCUCUGCUUAGUGGGUUUGUCGGCGUAAUUACUACCUACUUGAUCAUUCUCGUGCAAUUUUAUCGACCGGAAAAUCUGAACGCUUAA
Pseudomyrmex gracilis is the source of this 1284-nucleotide messenger RNA. RefSeq lists its product as uncharacterized. The transcript has 3 exons. Gene Ontology annotation, cellular component: membrane; axon; neuronal cell body. Gene Ontology annotation, biological process: sensory perception of taste. The coding region runs from base 1 to 1284 and encodes 427 amino acids. Lineage: Eukaryota; Metazoa; Arthropoda; Insecta; Hymenoptera; Formicidae. The record is from RefSeq and is a predicted model, not a curated record.